AUGAUCAGACAAGCCCUCAGACCCGCGACCCGUAUUGUUGGCACUCCUGCUCUUAGAGCCUGUGUGCGGUUCAACGCCACCGCCGCCGACGCCGGCGCCGCCUCGCUGGCCGCCGCCCCCGUCGACCCCAAGAUCGCCGCCAUUGUCGACCAGAUCUCGACGUUGACGCUUUUGGAAACCUCGGCCCUCGUCACCGAAUUGAAGACGAGAUUAAACAUUUCCGACAUCGCCUUGCCCGCUGCCGGGGCUGCCCCCGCCGCCGCCCCCGCCGCCGAAGCCGAGGCCCCUAAGGAAGAAGUGGAAGAAAAGACGAUUUUCUCGAUCAAGUUGGAAUCGUUUGACGCCAAGGCCAAGCCCAAGAUCAUCAAGGAAGUGAAGACGCUUUUGGGGUUGUCGCUCGUCGAAGCCAAGAAGUUUGUCGAGGCCGCGCCCAAGGUGUUGAAGGACAACGUCGCCAAGGAGGACGCCGACAAGAUCAAGGCGACUUUGGAAGGCUUGGGGGCCAAGGUGGCGCUCGAAUAG
Messenger RNA from Diutina rugosa, 522 nucleotides. RefSeq names its product mitochondrial 54S ribosomal protein bL12m. The record is from RefSeq and is a predicted model, not a curated record. Bases 1 to 522 code for a protein of 173 amino acids. Gene Ontology annotation, molecular function: structural constituent of ribosome. NCBI's taxonomy places the organism in Eukaryota, Fungi, Ascomycota, Pichiomycetes, Serinales, Debaryomycetaceae. The transcript has a single exon. Gene Ontology annotation, biological process: translation. Gene Ontology annotation, cellular component: ribosome.